This is a messenger RNA of Oenanthe melanoleuca, 2255 nucleotides long. RefSeq lists its product as uncharacterized. The record is from RefSeq and is a predicted model, not a curated record. The coding region runs from base 297 to 1967 and encodes 556 amino acids. The transcript is spliced from 8 exons. Lineage: Eukaryota; Metazoa; Chordata; Aves; Passeriformes; Muscicapidae. Gene Ontology annotation, biological process: double-strand break repair involved in meiotic recombination.
CAGCGGGAGCAGCGGGUCAGCGGCACCGCCCCGGGAUCGCCGGGACUGGGAUCCGCCCUGGGACCCACCCUGGGAUCGCCGGGACUGGGAUCCACCCUGGGACCCACCCUGGGAUCCGCCAGCAGCGCCGCCCCGCCCGCGGGCUGCUGCGGGGACAGCGGGGACAGCGGGUCAGCGGCACCGCCCCGGGAUCGCCCUGGCUGGGAUCCACCCUGGGACCCACCCUGGGAUCCGCCAGCAGCGCCCCCCCGCCCGCGGGCUGCUGCGGGACAGCGGGAGCAGCGGGUAGCGCCGGGAUGGGGAAGCGCAGAACCCACCCCACAGGCGACAGGAAAUUCCAUGCUCCCAAAGCCAAGCGGAUCCUUCAGGAAGCACCGGGGGCUGCUGGCUCAGCCCAGAGCAGGGAUCCUAAUGAAGAUCCUGCCGGGAUGGAGCCCCAGGCGAGCAAGAACAGCAGCAGCGAGGCAGCUCCAGACAGAAUCCUUGUGGCAGAGGAUGGACCCCGAUCCCCACAGGAAGGGAGAAAUAAGGAGAUUGGAGGGAGCAGAGCACUGGGAUCACCAAAACAGGACAUUUCCAAAGGGAUGGAAGAGAAUCGUCUGGAAUUGCCCCAGCUGGGAAUUUUGGAAGUGGAUGGGACAGAAAAGGAUGAGCUGGAGUCGCCAAAACCAGGAAUUUUGGAUGGGGCAGGAGAGAAUUGUCCAGAAUCAUCAAAACUGGCAAUUUUGGAAGUGAAUGGGGCAGGAGAGGAGCCUCCAGAGUCAGUGAAAAUGGAAAUUUGGGAUGGAAUGGGACAGAAUAAUCUGGAAUCAGCUCAGCAGGGGAUCUUGGAGGGGGAUGGAGCAGGAGAGGAGCCCCCAGCAUCAGUGAAACUGGAAAUUUGGGAUGGAAUGGGACAGAAUCAUCUGGAAUCAGCUCAGCUGGGGAUCUUAGAAGGAGAUGGAGCAGGAGAGGAGCAGCUGGAGCCACCUCAGCUGAGAAUUCCAGAGGCAGAUGGGGCAGGAGAGGAGCCCCCAGAGUCAGUGAAAAUGGAAAUUUGGGAUGGAAUGGGACAGAAUCAUCUGGAAUCAGCUCAGCAGGGGAUCUUGGAGGGGGAUGGAGCAGGAGAGGAGCAGCUGGAGCCACCUCAGCUGAGAAUUCCAGAGGCAGAUGGGGCAGGAGAGGAGCCCCCAGAGCCAGUGAAACUGGAAAUUUGGGAUGGAAGAGGAGAGGAUCAGCUGGAACCAUCCAAACCAGGAAUUUGGGAGGUGGUUGAGGCAGCAGAGGAGCAGCUGGAAACACCAACACACAGAAUUUCAGAUGGGGCAGGAGAGGAGCCCCCAGAGUCAGUGAAGCCAGGAGUUUCAGAGGCAAAUGGGGAAAGAGAGGAGCAGCUGGAGCUGCUGAAAGAGGGAAUUUGGGAUGGGGCAGGAGAGAAUCCAGAAGGAGGGGGUUCUGGAGCUCAGGGGUCCAGCCCUGAGCACACAGACACAGAGGUGCUGCAGGCAGGGGAAGGAGGUGCCCUGGAGCAGGGAUGUGGCACUGGGAUUGCCCUGAGCAUGGACACGGGGUUCCCAGAUCAUCCCAGAGAUCCUCAGAGCCAUGGAGGGGAGGAAGAGAGCAGGAAUUCCCCGGGUGGGAAUUGCAGUGUGGCAACAGCAGCUCUGGAUCCAGCAGCCACCAGCAGCCAGUGCCAGGAGCAGCGGGAAGGGACCAGCCCAGAGCUCCCAGGGGAGAAGCCAUGGGACACUGCAGGCCAGAUCCACACGGGAUCCAGGGGGAGCAGCCCAGCACAGCCACGGGAAAGCAGCGCCCGAGCCGCGGAGCCGGCGGAUGCCAGCGACAUCAUCCACGGGCUGAUCCGGGAGCUCUCGGACCUCAACCGCCUGGCCAUGGGCGCCCGCCGAGGACUGGAGCUGCUCCGCAGGCCAAAGCCGCGGCGAGGCCGCAGGCCAGCGCCCGGAGGGACCCCCUGGAAGGAAGGGUAGGGACAUCAGGAGUCACCUCCGUUUAUUUAUUCCAGUUAUUGAUGGGAGCAGUGGGAAUAAACCAUCCUUAUCUGGAGAAUGGUUCCAGUGCUGACUGCCGGGCUCUUCGCGCUGUCUUGGGUGAAUAAAUCCCACCAAACCCACCCAAAACGCUCAGUGACAGCUCUGGUGCUGGGAUAAAGGCUCCAACAUGUGGAGCACUGACCUCUCCCAGUCCCUUCCCAGCCUGGGAUUAACCAAAACAGCUCAGAACAUCCAGUAACAGCUCCAGCACCUGGAGCACUGGCC